Juglans microcarpa x Juglans regia is the source of this 669-nucleotide messenger RNA. RefSeq names its product protein FAR1-RELATED SEQUENCE 1-like. The record is from RefSeq and is a predicted model, not a curated record. Lineage: Eukaryota; Viridiplantae; Streptophyta; Magnoliopsida; Fagales; Juglandaceae. The transcript has 3 exons. The coding region runs from base 1 to 669 and encodes 222 amino acids. Gene Ontology annotation, molecular function: zinc ion binding.
AUGAAGAGUUAUUUGGUAGAAGAUGAAGUUCGUAUUGAGGAGUUUACUAAACUGGUUACAUAUUCAGUGGACUUUAAUGAGGAUGACUGCAAUGCUAAGUGUUCAUGUGGGCUAUUUCAAAUGAAAGGGAUAUUGUGUAGGCAUAUUUUGGCCGUAUUUAAAUCUAACGGUAUAAAAUCAUUCCCAGACCAGUACAUUCUAGACUGGUGGAGGAAGGACAUCAAGAGGAGAUACACGUUAAUCCGCAGUAGCUAUGACGCAAGGGAUCAGAGGCCAAAUGGUAAUAGACAUUCAAUUCUGUUGAAUAUGUGUUAUGGGAUGAUAACUUAUGCGGCAGAUUCUAAUGAGCAAUUUGAAGAUGCAAAGAAGAGGAUACAUAAAAUGACUGAGAGUUAUCGCAACCAGACACGCAACUUAUCUUUGACCCAAACAGGUUCAAAUACUGGUUUUAUGAUAGAGGACACAAUUGCAGUUGGUAGUUUACAACAAGUCAAGAGUCCACUUGUUGUCAAAGGGAAAGGAAUACCCCCAUCUCUAAGGAGAGCAUCUAGGAUGGAGACAGAGUUGCAGAAGGUUAAAGCCAAAAAGAAGAAAGCACAAACAGCUCAGCUUUUGACAGUAGUAGAACUCAGCACCGAGAAACAGUGGUUGGUAGCCAAGAAAGUGUAA